Molecule: messenger RNA, 2697 nt
Organism: Alternaria burnsii
Lineage: Eukaryota; Fungi; Ascomycota; Dothideomycetes; Pleosporales; Pleosporaceae
Exons: 1
Coding region: 1-2697 (898 amino acids)
Source: RefSeq, a predicted model, not a curated record
AUGGCGUGGCAUGACGCGACAUGCGCAACGCUGGAUCUGGAGUGGGAAGAUGGACAGCCAGGGUGCCGCAAAUGUGAGCGCAAGGCGCCUAAGCUAGCGCCUGUCCAUCCGAUUUCCCCACCUGCACCCCCGCCAGACACACCGCGGUCAGAGCUGAUAUGCACAUGGCCUCCAAGCUUGUUUUCUCAAGGUCAAGCUGGAGGUCAUGGGGACUCAGAUACAUUAGCUCAUAUACUGGCGAACAUUGAUGAAUGGACUGGUACCAGUUCUACACGACCAUCGCAAAGGGAGCUGAAAUCCGACCAGCAAUCCCCGCAGCAGCAGCCACUAAAUCCAAGCGAACCAAAUUCCCUGUUCCAGGGCAUCUAUUCGCGUCUUCCGAAUGCGAACUCCAUUCGUCUCCUACGCCUUCAUGGUAGCGAAGACACCAGCGACCCCGUCUGCGGCACUUUAGAGAAUCAUCGACUUCACGAUCCCUGCCGACCUAUUUUCGAGGCGUUUUCAUAUACUUGGGCAGACUCACAGGGCAAUUCUUCUCUGUGCGAGACCAUUUUUAUUGGCCCACAGUACGAUGUGUUGCCGGUCACGAAGAAUUGUUUGGCGGCGCUUCGACGUUUCAGAACUGCCAUAGACCGACUUGUUUGGGUCGAUGCCAUUUGUAUCAACCAGUUUGACUUGAAAGAGCGUGGACACCAAGUCUCGCUCAUGAAGGACAUAUAUACCUCUGCAGCCAGGGUCCUCAUAUAUUUGGGUGACAGCGACAAUGGGGCAGAAAGCGUUAUCGUACUGCCACAGAAGAACGAUCAAGUCUCCAAAGAUUUUUCUCAAAGUUACACUAUUGACCCUAGAGAAAUCCUGCAAACGCCUUAUUUCUCGCGAAUCUGGGUGAUUCAAGAGGUCAUGCUUAGCAAAGCAGCUAGUGUGACUCAUGGCAACCAUACAAUGCAUUCGGAGGACCUUCUAUCGAGUGUCAAUACUCUCUUUAGUACAACGCGAGCUCAGCAACCUAUGCACUGGGUCCAGCACUUUAAUUCUAUCAAGAUACACGAAAGUCUAUACGAAGUGCUUUUAGCUACCAAAGAUUGCCACUGCGGGGAUUCGCGCGAUCGAAUCUAUGGCUUGAUGGGGCUGGUCGCUGAGGAAGAAGCGGAACGACUACCCAUAGACUACAACAUCAGCGUACAGCAACUAUACACAGGUUUGGCACUGUACUGGCUCACAGGUAGUGAAGAUCGAUCCCGAUCAAGGCGUUCGGAAUUACUCAAGCUUGCUCUACUUCCCAAGGCCACGCCACUCCUGCCUUCUUGGGUUCCAGAUUGGGCACCGCAACUACCUACAGUUGCGAGCUGGGAACGCACACUAUCGACAUCGUCAACGUUUCAGUUCGACACUACGCUUCUGCGCAGACCUUCGGGAUUGCAUUGGUCCCGGUCAUUCGAUUCAUCCCUGAUUAAACGUAAUGAACGUAAAUCUCAUUGGGAAUGGCACACAUACCCUUUCUCGGCACCAGUGCCAGUCGAGCCUUUCAAGCUCUUACCGCGGAGUGGUGUGCUGGCGCUUGAUGCCGGUCAUAUCUUCUCGACAUCGAUGGGUAAAAUAGAACUUACGGAUGCACAUGGAAAGCUACUGCACGGUUUGCAGGUCGCCAGUUCACGAGCGUUCGGCCUGGACCAAGAAAGCUUUGGUGAACAUGAUCUCCACACAUAUUAUCUUCCCAAUUUCGAAGUAGCUGUCGUCUUGAAGAAGCACUCGGAUAGAGUUUACAGUCUUCAUGACUUGUUUUGUAUACUGUCAGCACCUCUGAAUCGACAAAUUUCACCAAAUCUUAACGACAUAAUCAAUUUCCACUCGUAUCUCGUGGAACUCGAGUUUCACAUCGUCGACGAUUGGUUGAUGAAUUCAUUCUUCUAUGGAGUGUGCGCUGGCUCUGCCUACGCUCACACCCGCAUCCGAAACGACUGGUCGAAGCAUUUCCCGUUGGCAUCAGCGCUCUGCCAAGCCUCUAGAUUGUCAUUCGGCAUGCUUUAUGGAGAAUUACACAAGCAAUCAGUUCUACCGGUCAUGAUGGAGAUAUGUGAGGACGUUUUGGCCUUUCUCGAUGAAGAUCCGGUCCCCAAAAAGUCCGCUUUACUCAGCAGACGAUGGUCUGAUUCCUUCUGCCCCGGUGAUCAUUAUAUCUCAUCAUUGGGAGAUGCAGACCUUGCUGAUCGUGUUGAAGAAGUUCUAGUAACCAGAAAGUCUGAAACUCCAUCCCCGCAAGAGAUGUGUACAUAUUUGCGGAAUGUAGUGAAAGGUCACCAGGACUCGUGUAAACAGUGUGUGCCUCUCCAAACAGCACUGUUCGACCUCAAAUAUGAUGUAAAUCGACUCUCCAUGCUUGUGACCAUAGGAAAGAGCCCAAGACAUCCAAUUCCUCUGCUUCUAUCCGAUAGGGAGAUAGUUCCAUCACAGACCGCCGAUCAAACAGAGCAGCUAUACCAGAUCACCCAAGCUUUCAUCGUAUGGAGGGCUCGGUCGCUAUUAUCGAGGCUCACGAUCGACCCGAAAUUCACGCUCGAGCAAAACUUCAACAUUUUAUGGAUAUACGUGUCGACAAUGGACAUGGUAGCACGGCUACGUGGAAUACUACAACAGCGGCUUAUUCUGAAGGCCAUUCAAAAUAAGAUGAUGAAUCGACAAAAAAUACAUAUCAUCUAG